UCUGCGACCGGUAACAACUUGUUGAGCAAACGCGAAUAUUUAAAUUAUUGUUGCGCGUAGAGUGGCACACGAAAUUGUUUUGUCGUAUUUUCAAAGUGAGCAGUGCCCAACAUUAGUUAACAAAUCUCAGAAAAUAUAUCAAACAAUUAACAGAAACUUAUAACAAACCAAUUAUUAAGUUGCCAAACCGAAAACUGAUUAGUUCAGACAGCCUGUUAUUGAAACGAAUAACUGUGCAAGAAUUUCACUGUGAAGUUGUAUGUCUGAGCCAAGUUUCCUCUUCGUUGAGAGCUCAAAUAAAAGGACACCUCCACUAUGUUCAAAGCUGUAAAAAUUAAGUCAAGAUUAUUAAUGGGCUUGAAAACGGCUCAUGCGGAUCUAACAAUUGUGAAGUUAAUACACUUUUAUGGCCCAACCUAUGCCGACAGCAACAUUUUUAAUAUAGAUGACUACAAAUCAAUGUUAGAAGAUUCUAACUUCUCUAAAACAAAGAAUACAGUACUAUAUUUACAUGGUUAUCUUGAGGACGCGGACAUUGAGAGUGUACAUGUGAUUGUGGAUGCGUAUCUCCAACGAAACGAUGUCAAUCUAAUUGUAUUGGAUUGGGGUGAAUUAGCCAAUGGCAAUUAUAUGUUUGACGCUGUAGUCAAUUGUAAGCAGCUUGCAUCCGUUUUGGCGAGAAAUUUAAUUGCCAUGUUUGAGAUGGGCUUGGACAUAGACAAGUUCCAUAUAGUAGGACAUUCACUAGGCGGACAAAUGGCUGGCAUAAUUGGACGAGAAGUAUACAGGCGUAACGGCAAAACGAAAAAACUUCCCAGGCUUUCUGCAUUAGAUCCUGCAUUUCCUUUAUUUUAUGGAACGUUCUCGUAUCAUUUGAGUAAACAUGAUGCAGAUUUUGUUGAUGUAAUCCAUACUGACGCCUGGAUAUAUGGGGCUCCAGUAAGUACUGGGACCGCAGAUUUUUGGCCCAAUGGUGGUACAACAUUACAACCCGGCUGCCCGAAAAGAAAUUAUAAGCUUCUUUCAGAUAACGAUUUAUCUAGUCAUCGCCGAUCUUGGUGGUUUUGGGCCGAAAGCGUCAAGAAAGAAUUCCCAUACCAUUUUUAUGCUGUUAAGGCAAAGAACUGGGCCGAUUUUAAAAAUGGCAAAUACGUCGAUAAUGAGGAGCAGCGUGUUGUGAUGGGUCAUGACUGCCCCACGAACAUUACUGGAGACUACUAUUUACAAACUAAUGGCAUACAACCUUAUGCAAGAGAUAUGGCUGGCAUAACCUAUGUUCAUCCUGCAAAACUGGUUGGAAACAGUCCCACGGAGAAUGAAGGCGUUGAGACGUCGAAAACAUAAUACUUAGAUCUUCUGCUAGUAUUAGUAUAUGUCCAACAAUUCUCAUUUUGUAUAAAAUCGUGUAAAUAUUUUAAUGUGUAUCAUUUAAUAACUUUGUUUAUGAAUAUAUGUAUGUA
Messenger RNA from Bactrocera tryoni, 1460 nucleotides. RefSeq names its product lipase member H-A. The transcript has 9 exons. The record is from RefSeq and is a predicted model, not a curated record. Gene Ontology annotation, molecular function: lipase activity. The coding region runs from base 316 to 1344 and encodes 342 amino acids. Gene Ontology annotation, biological process: lipid metabolic process. Lineage: Eukaryota; Metazoa; Arthropoda; Insecta; Diptera; Tephritidae.